AAAUAUUCGAAAAUGUCAAAAGAUGCAGAAGCCUUAAAUUCCUCACUUUGGGACUAUGUUCAUAAGCUAGAGUUCGCCCUGACUAGGUCUGAACAGGCAAAAGAGAAGGAACAAGGAGUAUACAGGAAGAAGAUAAAUCUCAUUUCCCAAUAUUUUGAUAAAAUCGGAGUCCAGAGCAAGACUCUUGCUAGCAUGAUGGAGAAAGAUAUUACCGGUCAAGAAUAUAAGCUAAAAGAGGAGGAAUCAAGCGAACCUGAGCCUGAACUUGAGCCAGAGAUUGAUCAGAGAGGAAAUUUGAGGGAUGAGCAGGAGAGCAAUGAGGAAACUGAGAGUGAUGAUGAGUUUGAGAUCCAGGGUGAUACAGGGUAUCAGAAUGUAGCGGGAUUAGAGCUUCAGAGCGUACUUGUUAAACCUAACUUGGAUAAGUUCGUAGGGGAGCUAGGGAUUAACCCUGUGAUGUUUAAAUCCAUACUUGAGAGUUCAGGAGGGCCUUUACAGAAUGGAAAAAUUCAACCCCCAGCUCCUGUUUCUACGAUCCCUUUAGACUCAAUGAAGUCAUCAUCCGUGAGAGCUUUUGAUUCCAUUAGUGGAAUUUCUAAUAGUGGCUCUGUCAAUUCAAGAGGAGAAAAGAAAAAGACCAAAAAGAAAACAUAUUGGAAACCUGACGAGAACCUAAAGCUUAAAGAGCUUUAUGAGAAAUAUGGAAACCAAUGGGUAGAAAUCCAGAAGUUCUUUCCUUCUAAGAGCACUGGCCAGAUCCGUAACCACAUUCGUCACUUGAAAAAGGCAGAGUCGACUUCAAGCCAAGGUACGGGAAAAUCUAAGAAGAAGACGACUAUCAAGAUCAACAUGUACACAGGAGAGUUGUUAGAUAAAUCAGAUAAGAAGAAGGCUGGGCCUGGGUCCAACUAGAAUCUCUCAGACCCCUUUACCUUUGUAGCGAUCCCAUCUGCUGAUUCCAUUCUCAUGGCAAUAAAUC
Molecule: messenger RNA, 979 nt
Organism: Moneuplotes crassus
Lineage: Eukaryota; Ciliophora; Spirotrichea; Euplotida; Euplotidae
Source: the annotation of a GenBank genome assembly